Molecule: messenger RNA, 2627 nt
Organism: Megalopta genalis
Lineage: Eukaryota; Metazoa; Arthropoda; Insecta; Hymenoptera; Halictidae
Gene: Tmem98
Product: transmembrane protein 98
Cellular component (GO): endoplasmic reticulum
Source: RefSeq, a predicted model, not a curated record
UUGCACUGUUUGUUUUUCUGUUCAUAUUGACUUCAGGAAUUCUUGUAAAUAUCUAUCAAGGUACUUUUAAGGCAACGUUCUCCGUCCGAAGGUCCUUCAGUCUAAUAGCUAGUCCACGCAGCUGAGGAUUAUCACGUGGAAACUCGUAUCUUCGAGUUUUCUUCACAAACGAUCAAGGUUAGAAAAUUGUACGGUCGGUUACGCGGAAAUAGUAGGGCCACCCUUUGCAGGCCACGCCGAUGAAGGUUAUCGCUUAGGUCGAAUUCGUCGCAGGAAUCAAAGAAUUUCAUAAACAAACCAAUUCCGCCAUUCGUCAGCCCACCUACCGAAUAAUCGCAAAUGACACUAAUUUUGACAGCGAAUCCUCCCGACGGAAAACAUAAGACUAUGAAAUGCUACUGAAACGUCGCGAAUCUCAGUGUUACCAAGUUCGUCUGACGGGAACCGAUUAAGUUACAAUAACGCGGAAGAACGGCAUGAAUGAUUUAUUAUAUCAUUGUCAUUUCACUCCAUCGUGAUUCUGGCGAGAAAAUCCGCAUAUUGCAAUCGGUUUCUGAACAAAUACCGUCGCAGAAUGUCAAUAUUUAAUGGAAUCCGAGUACGCAUGACUGUUUGUUGAAAUCACGAAUAAACAGCCGUACGAAUAAAACUGUGUUUGUUAAUAAUCAUACUUUUCAUCGGUACCGAUAGCUAGUAUAUCUCGGAUGUCCCUAGACAAUGAUAUUUAUAACAAAUAAGAUCCUCGAGAUACGUGUGCACACAUCUGGUAAAGAGUAUUUACAUGAUUUCGACUCUAGCCUUCCCGAUUUUGGCCCUAAACAACGGUUUUACCCUCGUAAUUUGCGAAAAUCUCGGCUGUCCGUGCGUUAGUUAUAGUCAACGAACGACGGAAGACACGCUACAGCACGUUAAUUACGUAAUUUGACGGUGGUUGCGAAGACGCAAUGAAAAUUUACUCGUUGAUGAAUGGAGCUUAAGAUUCGUGACAGUCUCCGCCUCCCACCGACGGUACCGACCAUCACCGGGAAACUCGAUGCUGUUGUUGACAUUUUAGACAGUGGAGACAUACUUCGAACAACAUUCAUGAACAAUUUUAUAAAGUUGUACGGUCUUUUUAAACAUACGCUGCAAUAAAAUCGUUUCAAUUCGCGAAACUCAUCUAAAUGAUGAGUUCUCCUGUAUCCAUAAGCAACACUGGGCCUAUAGCAGGUGCUUCUGGUAUGGAAACAGUGGUGGCUGUGGCCCUUGGUGCACUUGCUGCUGUUUUUCUUGGUGCACUGUUAGUGUUGCUUGUCCUUUGCAAAAGACAACGAUGUUAUUAUAAUCAGAAAGAUUCUCCAGACUUGAGUUCUGACUUGUUAGAGGGGGAGAACUUCUCUGGCUUAGGCUUGGACGCGUGGGAGAGUGAGGAAUGGUUGGCUGGUGCAGAGAGGUGGGUUGACGAUGCAACUGGGUUGGCUCCCUUGUGCAUUGCUGUGUUGCGAUCAUGUCAUGCACUGGCUUCUAGUCUCACUGCCAUUGCAGGGACAGUGAACAGUAACACGGUUCCACUUGAGAUCGUGGAUGUUGCCAGACGAAUUCCUCCUCGUGUGGAUGAUGUGGUGAGAAGCUUGUACCCUCCACUGGAUGCUAGACUCCUGGAAGCCAGGGUAGCAGCACUAGUGUUGGCUGUCACGCAUUUAGCGUUGGUUACCAAGCACGGAGUGUCGAAAAGCCAUGCUAGGAAAUUAGCAUUUAUUGAUCAAGCUUUGAGCGAUAUGGAUUCCCAUUUGUCGAUUUUACGAAAUGCCGCGUUAGCGCAGGAGGUGGCAUGCUCCGUGCCCGCCUCGACUCCCGUCUAAGUAGUUUUAACUUUUAACGAUAUUUUUCUAUCUCACGCGGUUUUGGGUCCAAAUAACUACGUUUUCCACGAAGAUCUGAGAUUUAUAAGUACACGUACGAGGUACAUACUACUAGAAAGAGAGAGAGAGAGAGAGAGAGAGAGAGAGAGAGAGAGAGAAAGAGAGUUGCAUUUCUAUACUUGUCUUUUAUUAUGUCAAGGUUCAAAACCUAACGGUGCAAGUUUCGAGUUACUCUACCGACAAUAUUCAGUGCUUUACAUUUCGUCUACUUAUAGUUAUUAUAAAAAUGCAUACAUUACUUUCACGAUGUAUUAAAAAAUAUUGUGAGAUAUACAUAUAUAUUUUAAACAUUUUUACGACGAAAGAACACCAGAGGUAAUGUCUUGUGAUAUGGAUAUAUUAAUGCGCAGAGAGAAUUUUUAGUCUUCCAGUUGUUUGCGACACUGUAUCAGAGUAUUUAUGUAUAUCCGAGAUAAACAAAUUCUAUCUCGCGGACCAUGUGUCAUCGUCAAUUCUAUUAAGUAUUUGUAAGUGUUUGUACACGUAUAUUUUGUACGGCUAUAUUGAGAAUCAAAUGAAUUUUUAUAGUUGAAUAGAACUUUAUAUAAUAAAGCUGAAUCGUAAGACAGAAAAAAAAAAUAGAAAAGAAAGACGAGCGGAGCAUUCGUAGUGUUUCAAUAAUAUUUAAACGUGUUUUAUUCUUGUAAUAUUCUGUAGUAAUCUAUAUAUAUAGAAAGAUUAUAUAUAUAGAUGUAUGUAUGUAUAUAUAUAUAUAUCCAAUUUAUA